Molecule: messenger RNA, 2531 nt
Organism: Trichomonas vaginalis G3
Lineage: Eukaryota; Parabasalia; Trichomonadida; Trichomonadidae
Exons: 1
Source: RefSeq, a predicted model, not a curated record
AUGGAAUUUGACGAUUCGAUUAGUGAUCAUUCAUUAACUUUGUACGCAGCAUAUCAACCUUUUAUAACAUAUCAUUACAUAACAAAGACAUUUAAGGUUUCAAAUAGAACAGUUCCAGAAUUGGAACUGUUAAGUAUUUCUAAAACUUCAGAAAUCCAACUGAAUGACCAAGUUAAUUUAACUGUUAAAAUUAAAGAUGAACUUCUCGAUGAAUAUAUACGAAUAUUCUACAGUAUUGAUGGCUCAACAUUCGAAAUAGGUGGUGGCCAAUUAACAAAUGGUGAGGGAGAAUUCCAAUGCACAAUGGAAGUUUUUACAAAAUACCAAAGAAAAUAUAUAAUCUUUGCCAAAGAUAGCCAAGGAACUUCAUCAAAUACUGUUCAGAAAGAACUCAUCAUCGACAGUUUCCAAUAUGCAAAUGUUGAAGUAGUUGAAUGGAAAAAGUCUUAUCAACAAAACGAAGAAGCCAUAUUUAAGGGCAAAUUGAUAAAUCUCCCAAAGAAUCAAGUAAUUAAAAUUGAUAUUGGAGAUGAUUCAUAUGCUACUAGAACUAUUCAUUCAAUGGAAAUUACAACAGAUGAAAAUGGCAAUAGUUCAGUGUUCGAAUAUAAUUUUGGCAAAGUUUCAGGAAGUGGAACUUUAUCUUUUUAUCUUAAUUGCAGAAUUCAGAAUGUGGUAGUUAUAAAUGAAAAUUAUCGAACAAUUAUUGAUGAACCACCAAAUCUCACAAUUAUCACUCCACCAUUUGAUAAUUAUCCGCAAUAUGCAAUGAUUCAAAUUGAUUCAAUAAUUAAAUCAUCACGUGACGUAACUAUUAAAGCUUCGUUUGAUGGAGUUGAAUAUAAUUAUACUUAUCCAAUUCAAUUAUGGUCAUCUCCAAAUUAUAUAAUCUGUCUAGAAUAUGAAGGAAAUGAAGAAAAAAAUGUAACAUUGGAUCUAUAUGCUCAAAAUGAUUUAGGUACCAACUCACAAAGUUAUUCUUUUGUUUUCCAUUAUAAUCCAAACCAAAUUCCAAGCGCAAUUAUGUCAAGAGGAUGGUUCCCUUUUCAGAAUACUCGAGAGAGUAUUAGAUUUGGAGAAAUUGAUGAAAUAUUCAAUCCAACUGUUUUCUUUGUUCAUCCAGUACCAGGCAAAAAAUUGAAAUUUUAUUAUCAACUAAACAAUAAUGAAGCAGUUUUCGUGAAAGAGGUUAUUUCUGAAGAAUAUAACAUGAGUGAUGAAAACGCAGAACUGCAGACCGAAACAAUACAUAUCGAUGUCGAAUAUAUCACUCAAGCAUUACUUGCCAAAAUUUUCUUUAUAAGUGAAGAUGGAAUAAGGAGUAACAUCAUUAUGCGUAAUACUUUUAUUACUCGUAUGAACUACAUCAAAUGCGUAGCAGUUGGAGGAUGGGAUGAAAAACCUUUGGGAUUUGCUAAUGAUAUAUACAAUUUAUCAUGCAUGGCCUAUGAUUAUGGCGUUGGAGAGGAGGUGGAAAUCAUCUUUUCUUCACCUUAUACAGAAACAAUGAAUCACACCGUUACAAUAAAUGAGAAUUAUAGAAGUGAUGAAACAAUAUUUUCAUUCCUUGCACCAAACGUCAGUUCAUUCAGAAUCACAAUUAAAUCCGGGUAUUAUUUCUAUAGAGAAAUAAAUUGCAAAGUCAAUGUGCCAUUUACCAUAUAUCUAGAUAAUAUCUAUAGUGAUGUAUACAGAAUGGAUGAAUUUGAUUACUAUUAUUAUUUUCGAUUUGGUGCACCAACAGAUAUUGAUUACUACUGCACUUGUGAGUUUAGAGGAAUUGAAAAAAGUUUUUAUGGAAGAAACGAAUAUGGAAUUGAUUUCUAUUUCGAAACAGACCGGUACGAAAAUGUAUAUGGCGUUUAUCCAGUAAAUACCACAUGUACUGAUAGAAAUUCUGGUGUUAGUGCUAACUUUUAUAAAAAUAUACAUUUCAUUAGUUAUAAUAGUGGAUCUGAAAGCUCAUCAUAUUAUCCAUCAGGUGAUCCUACCUAUACAUCAAGUGAUUCUCACUAUCCAUCAAGUUCAUCAAGUUCAUCUCAUUAUCCAUCGAGUUCGUCAAGUUCAUCAUAUCAUCCAUCGAGUUCGUCAAGUUCAUCUCAUUAUCCAUCGAGUUCGUCAAGUUCAUCAUAUCAUCCAUCGAGUUCGUCAAGUUCAUCAUAUCAUCCAUUGAGUUCGUCAAGUUCAUCAUAUCAUCCAUCGAGUUCGUCAAGUUCAUCUCACUAUCCAUCGAGUUCGUCAAGUUCAUCUCAUUAUCCAUCGAAUUCGUCAAGUUCAUCAUAUCAUCCAUCGAGUUCGUCAAGUUCAUCAUAUCAUCCAGCAAACUCAUCGAGUUCAUCUCAUUAUCCAUCGAGUUCGUCAAGUUCAUCUCAUUAUCCAUCGAGUUCGUCAAGUUCAUCUCAUUAUCCAUCGACUUCGUCAAGUUCAUCUCAUUAUCCAUCGAGUUCGUCAAGUUCAUCAUAUUAUCCAGCAAACUCAUCGAGUUCAUCUCAUUAUCCAUCGAGUUCUUCAUCCUCAACAACAUUUACUGA